Messenger RNA from Pochonia chlamydosporia 170, 474 nucleotides. Its product is annotated as cis-golgi transport protein particle complex subunit. Gene Ontology annotation, cellular component: TRAPP complex. Gene Ontology annotation, biological process: endoplasmic reticulum to Golgi vesicle-mediated transport. Bases 1 to 474 code for a protein of 157 amino acids. The record is from RefSeq and is a predicted model, not a curated record. The transcript has 3 exons. Lineage: Eukaryota; Fungi; Ascomycota; Sordariomycetes; Hypocreales; Clavicipitaceae.
AUGAGCCUCAAGACUGUCCUUGCCCUCAUCAUCAUCAACAAGGCCGGUGGCUUAGUCUACAACAAGACAUUCCACGAAGCUGGUCUCAACAAGAUUAGCACAAACGACUACCUAGUCCUGGCGGGAACAUUCCACGGCGUCCACGCCAUCACCGCCAGACUCAAUCCCAUCAAGCCCAUAGCCCCCCACCCAGGUACCAAUGGCGUAGCCAACCGGCCAGAGCCCUCAUCGGGGUUGGAAGUCUUGGAAACUGAGAAUUUCCGGCUUCAAUGCUUCACUACCAUGACGGGAACCAAGUUUCUCUUGUUUACGGAUUCUACGCAGGCGAAUGUGGAUGUUACGAUUAGGAGGAUAUACGACCUGUAUUCGGACUAUGUUAUGAAGAAUCCCUUUUAUUCGUUGGAGAUGCCUAUCCGGUGUGAUAUAUUUGACAGGAAAUUACUGUCGUACAUUAGAGAGAUUAACAAUCGAUAA